AUGCUGUCGUGGCUGGCACAAUUCUUCCCCUCGACACCCCCACCACAGGCCGAAACCACGCUCGACCUCGAUUGGAAUCCGGAGAUCUUGGAAGGUAUAGUAGCGGCAUGCGACCUUCCUGCCCUGCUGCUGCUCCGCAGCGUCUCCAAGGACUUGAAGGCAGUCGUGGAUGCGAGGCUGUUCACCCACGUCGUCCGCUUUGGUCGCGAGCUGCACAUUGGACCCGACAUGGGGAGCAUUUCGUGGGACAAGGGCCGGCCAUGGAUCGAGCGGCAGGCACACAUGGUGCGCGUCGUCGACGACUGCGCUGGCGUCGCGUACACUGAUUUCGACCGCGCUCGCACCCUGCGCGUGUUCAGGCAAGGCGAGCGGCACGUCCUGUACCGCAACCUGCGGACGAUCGUCUACCAUCGUCCACUGGUCGAGAGCGCUGGGGGCGUUUGGGCCGACAUUCCAAUCAGCAUUGGGGACGAGGCGCAUUACCUCCCCAAGCUCUCAAAGGUUGUCGUCAACUUUAUCGUACCCUACCGCUGCACUCCGUACGGCCAUGUCCACCUGCCGCGGCACUUGAAGGGCCCCAUGGUCAAGUUUGUCAUCUUCAUCAUUCCCUCGGCGUCCGUUCCAGACUCGACGGGUCACCUUCCACAGUAUCGAGCUCGCACCUUGCUCUUUUCCUUGGGUUACGAGGUCGGCUGCGUCCUCGCCACACACAUUGCGUUCAAGGUUGCAUUAGUCGGCACCGAGCUCUGGCACCGUACAGGCAUCGCCCCCAAGCCUGCACUCAAGGUCGUUGACGAUGUGGACGGUGUCGAGGACGACGGACUGGGGCAGCUUCGAAACGGGAUCAGGCACGCGUUCAAAGUCAUGACCGGCCACUCCCACGCCAAGAUUGAAAGAAGGUGGCCGCGUGGGGUUCGGUUCUUCACUGUCGACGAGUACUGUGCAAAAGUUGGCGACAAGCAGUUUAGGCUGGAGUGGAACCCUCAGCGUUCGUGA
This is a messenger RNA of Apiotrichum porosum, 996 nucleotides long. RefSeq lists its product as uncharacterized. The transcript has a single exon. Bases 1 to 996 code for a protein of 331 amino acids. The record is from RefSeq and is a predicted model, not a curated record. NCBI's taxonomy places the organism in Eukaryota, Fungi, Basidiomycota, Tremellomycetes, Trichosporonales, Trichosporonaceae.